CUUCUGGUUUUCUUCCCGCUGCGGGGUGGGGGGAAGGCGGCACAGAUCCGUUACUCCAUCCCGGAGGAGUUGGCCCCGGGAUCCUUUGUUGGGGAUGUGGCUAGGGACCUGGGUCUGGAUGCUGCCCGGGUGGCCUCCCGACAGCUGAAGAUCCUGCCCGGCUCGGCUCAGAAGCACUUCAGAACAGAGGCGCAGAGUGGUGUCUUGGUGGUGGAGGAGCGGAUAGACCGAGAGCGGCUCUGCGGCUCUAGCCCGCGCUGUCUGCUGUACCUGGAGAUCUUGCUGGCCAACCCGCUGGCCUCGCACCGCGUGGAAGUGGAGGUUCUGGAUGUGAACGACAAUGCUCCGGCGUUCCUUACUAGCCUCACCCGCUUGGAGAUUGCCGAGUCCGCAGCACCAGGCGCGCGGUUCCCUCUGGAGCCUGCAGAAGAUUUACACUUUGAAGCCAACUCCAUCAGCACCUACCGGCUGAGCCCUCCUGGAUGUUUCAUCUUGAGUGUGAAGAAUCGUAAAGACGGCAGCAAACACCCCGAGCUGGUUCUGGAGAAGGCGCUAGACAGGGAGCAGCAGGAGCAGCAUCGGCUGGUGCUCACAACACUGGAUGGUGGGCUUUCUGCUAAAUCCGGAACUGCUGAGAUUGUCGUCUCAGUUAUUGACGCCAACUACAACCCGCCCGUCUUUGGUCAGCCCGUGUACAAAGUAACCCUGCUGGAAAAUGCGCCGGAGGGGACUAUGGUGAUUAAAUUAAAUGCCACCGACCAGGACGAGGGGACAAAUGGAGAGAUCGCCUAUUCCUUCAGCAGCCACACUCGCCAGAAAAUCCGGCGGUUGUUUAGCAUUCAGGAAAGGACCGGGGAGGUGAGAGUCCUGGGAAAUGUCGACUAUGAAGAGGGCACAGUGUACGAGAUCGAUUUGAGGGCCAAAGACGAGGGCUCUCCCUCUAUGGACGCCCAUUACAGUGUCUUGGUGGAGAUAAAGGAUGUCAACCACAACGCCCCUAGCGUUAGGUUCACAUCGCUCUCAGCCACGGUUCGAGAGGACGCGCCAGUGGGGACGGCAGUGACUCUUCUCAGUGUAAGUGAUGGAGACUCCAGGGAAAACGGAGAGGUUCAGCUGCAGCUCCCGGCAGACAUCCCCUUCCAGAUCGUACAGUCCUUCAGGAACCACUACUUCUUGGUCACCAGCGGCCCGCUGGAUCGGGAGGAGGUCUCGGAGUAUAAGGUUGUGAUCACAGCUACAGAUUCUGGAUCACCGCCACUUUCCAACCAGAGCAACCUCCUGAUAAACAUAUCGGACCUGAACGAUAACCCACCCCGCUUUUCCCAGCCUGCCUACCAAGCGGAGGUGCCAGAGAAUAAUACUUUGGGCGUUCCCAUCUGCUCCGUGUCCGCCUUUGAUCCCGAUAUGGGCCAGAACUCCCAGCUGUCUUACUCCAUCGUGGAUAGUACCGUGCAGGGGCUGCCCGUUUCCUCCUAUGUCUAUGUCAGCGCCAAGAACGGGACCAUCUACAGCAGCUCCUCGUUCGAUCAUGAAUAAAUCAAACAGAUAGUUGUGCAGAUACAAGCCAGGGAUGGCGGGUCAUCGCCUCUCAGCACCAACGUGACUGUCUCCAUCUUCAUCCUAGACCGGAACGAUAAUGCUCCUCUGAUUAUCUAUCCUGUGGCUCGGAAGGGGUUCCUGGCCCAGCAGUCCGUCCCUUUCUCUUCGCAGGCGGGACACUUCGUGACCAAAGUGACAGCUGUGGACGCAUGGCUCUCCUACAAACUGCAGCAAGCCACAGACCCAAGCCUCUUCAAAGUCUCCCCAUACACCGGGGAGAUUAGAACUACCCGAGCUCUCCUUGAACAAGACUCCUCCACGCAGAAGAUUGUCCUUGUUGUCGAAGACUGUGGGGAGCUGCCUAUGUCUACCACAACCACUGUGAUCAUGAACAUAGAGCAGGACCCUGACCGGAGCUCAGCAGACUUCAAGAGGUCUAACCUGGAACAGGAUGGCCUUCCCCACCUGACAGUGUACCUCAUCAUUGCUCUGGUAGCAAUCUCAGCCCUCUCUGCUAUGACUUGCGUAUUUUUAGCCGUGAAGUGCCUUAGAAAUGCAAGAGCCAGAAACUCGGAUGCAGCUUGGACUACUUAUCUAAAGGGAGGAAAUACUCUGCAGGCGUGGAGACGCUUUGGUAGAGGUCUUCAGAGCGUGGAGGAGAAACUGGAGUUCCCCACUGCCUUUGGGGGAGAUUUUCUUUCUCUAUGUCCUCUCCAAAGGCCUGGUCAGACUCCAUUACCAGAGGGGAGCAAUCACCUGUUUGCAAAACCCGUUAGUCAACCGGACAUCAACAGCGCAGACACUCUUCUGGCCAGCAAUAACCUCAGUGAUCCCAGUGAGGCGAGAAGUGAGAGACAAUUACAUAUUUGGUGUUUGAGUUAAUGUCUUCUUGUGAUGUCCUUAGCAUGUUGGUUAAUUGCUUUUAUUUCAGAUGACUUGUGAUUUGGAAAACAUCUAUUUACUCUUGGUUUUGAGUGAGGGAUUAAUAUUGGAGUUCCUGGUGAAGAAGGCGAGGUAUUUCUCUUAGCCUGCAUAGAAGUAAUAACUGUACUGUUGUCCUUGUACAGCAGCUUUUAAAAAGUGCACAAUGGAUUGUGUUUCUGGAAAUCCUCCUGGUGUCUUUAAAAUACAUGGCAAGGCCUCAAAAUAGUGUGGUAAAUGUGAACAUUCUACUCUUUUGGGGGGUAAAUCAUCGCAAUAGUGUUGGGAGACCCUGACAGAUUUCUCAGUCUUGUGUUGAAAGGUGGCAGUUGUGAGGUGUUUAGAAAGUGCUCUGGUCUAUCUGGUUACCCUGAGGUUUCAAAAUUAUAUUGGGGAUAUUUCGCCAAACCAGUAAAAUGUUUGAUAUGGAGAGUUCAUCAGGCUUUAACAAAUGCCUUUUCAUAGCGUAUGAAAACACUGUAUACAGAGACCAGGGUUCUGCAUUCAUCACAGCUGAGGAUUUGUCCUUUGUUGCGAUGAGAUGGGUGACAUCUGAAAUCACGAUCAUGGUUGCCAAAGCAAAAUAAUGAGGAUUUGUACCUUGUAUGCUUCCACGACGUGCUGUUUCCUUGAGAACAAAAAUCUGAGCUGCUAAAUUUAGCUGCCAAAACCACUGACUAACGCUUGUGAAAUGUAAUUCUGGGGGAGUUAGUCCUCCUGACGCUGGCUUGCGGCUCUUGUCUCUGUAGCUUUAAGUGUUUAGGAGGCGUUGUCAUUGGCCGAGAGCGGAUAGAGCUGUCAUCCAAUGAGGUGCUGAUCUAGGCUGCAGGGAUCUGCUCUUCCUCUCUGUACCCCCCCCCUU
Messenger RNA from Trachemys scripta elegans, 3322 nucleotides. RefSeq names its product protocadherin gamma-C4-like. Gene Ontology annotation, molecular function: calcium ion binding. Lineage: Eukaryota; Metazoa; Chordata; Testudines; Emydidae. Gene Ontology annotation, biological process: homophilic cell-cell adhesion. The transcript has a single exon. Gene Ontology annotation, cellular component: plasma membrane. The record is from RefSeq and is a predicted model, not a curated record. The annotation marks the transcript as partial.